AUGGAGCAAGGACCAGCUUCAACACAAUCCACGCGAUAUAAUGUGCUAAUUCCUAUAUAUGAUCAAUUCAACACACUGGACGUCAAUGCCCCCUUCGAGAUUUUGGGCAAUGCCGCGCUGCCUACAGGAGAAUCUAAAAUCUUCAACAUCUUUGUUACAGCUGAAAAAACCAAUACCCAAUCCUACGAAGGCGCUACACUUGUAGCGAACCUGGGAUUCGAUGAAGCCAUUAGCAUGGUAGAAGCCGGGAAUGUCGACGUCCUGAUUGUGCCUGGAGCUGGACCUGAAGCCAUUGGCGAAGUAUUGAAGACUAUUGGAGAUCCUCGAGGGAUUUUUGGCGUGAUAGAUGCAUUCCUGAGACAUGGCAGCAAGAAACACCCAUCUCGACCUACUCCCUGGUUGGUAUCAAUCUGCACUGGAGCGCUUAUCAUAGGAAGCGCGGGUUCAUUUGUCGGGUUGACAGCCACAACACACUGGGGAGGAAUAUUGAACUUGCAGAAGAUCUGUACUGCUCAAGGGGGACCUCCAACUACGAUUGUUCGCAGGCGUUGGGUCGAUGCUGGCUUGAAUCAGAAUGGCAUUCAUGUUCUAAGCUCAGGUGGCAUCAGUUGUGGAAUGGAUGCUAUGUUGUAUUUCAUCAAAACUGUGCUUGGGCCGCAAUAUGCCGCAGACAUCGCUACGAUGAUGGAUUAUGUUUGGAACGGAGGUGGAUUCAAUGGGCUAUCUCCCUCCAGCGCCCUUGGUCAGCCAAUGCUAGAAUCACUGGGCACAGGUUGGACUACCAGCCAAAGUUAA
Exophiala bonariae is the source of this 795-nucleotide messenger RNA. RefSeq lists its product as uncharacterized. The record is from RefSeq and is a predicted model, not a curated record. The transcript has a single exon. NCBI's taxonomy places the organism in Eukaryota, Fungi, Ascomycota, Eurotiomycetes, Chaetothyriales, Herpotrichiellaceae. Bases 1 to 795 code for a protein of 264 amino acids. Gene Ontology annotation, biological process: regulation of DNA-templated transcription.